Ochotona princeps (American pika) is the source of this 1485-nucleotide messenger RNA. RefSeq names its product potassium channel tetramerization domain containing 10 (gene KCTD10). Bases 194 to 1144 code for a protein of 316 amino acids. The transcript is spliced from 7 exons. The record is from RefSeq and is a predicted model, not a curated record. Gene Ontology annotation, molecular function: ubiquitin-protein transferase activity; protein binding. Lineage: Eukaryota; Metazoa; Chordata; Mammalia; Lagomorpha; Ochotonidae. Gene Ontology annotation, cellular component: Cul3-RING ubiquitin ligase complex. Gene Ontology annotation, biological process: proteasome-mediated ubiquitin-dependent protein catabolic process; protein ubiquitination; negative regulation of Rho protein signal transduction.
CUUGAAAAGGAAAGCUGUCGACGCCGAGGGCUGCGACGGAUGGUUUAAGGAGUUGCUCUCUGCGGGGCGGAAGUGGCGGGCUUGCAGCGGAAGUCCCCGCCCAGGCCCCGCCUCCGCCCGUGGCUCGCGUGAGCUGGGUGUUUCCUGCCUCUCAGUCUGCGGGUGUGGACAGUCCGGCGUCCUCCGGCUUUUCAUGGAAGAGAUGUCAGGAGAAAGUGUGGUGAGCUCAGCGGUGCCAGCGGCUGCCACCCGCACCACUUCCUUCAAGGGCGCAAGUCCCAGCUCCAAGUAUGUGAAGUUGAAUGUGGGUGGGGCCCUCUACUACACCACCAUGCAGACGCUGACCAAGCAGGACACCAUGCUGAAAGCCAUGUUCAGUGGGCGCAUGGAAGUGCUCACCGACAGCGAAGGCUGGAUCCUCAUCGACCGCUGUGGGAAGCACUUUGGGACCAUCCUCAACUACCUUCGCGACGGGGCGGUCCCCCUGCCCGAGAGUCGUCGGGAGAUGGAGGAGCUGCUCGCAGAGGCCAAGUACUACCUGGUCCAGGGCCUGCUGGAGGAGUGCCAGGCGGCCCUACAACAGAACAAAGACACUUAUGAGCCUUUCUGCAAGGUUCCUGUCAUCACUUCAUCCAAGGAAGAGCAAAAACUUAUAGCGACUUCAAAUAAGCCAGCUGUGAAGUUGCUCUACAACAGAAGUAACAACAAAUACUCCUAUACCAGCAAUUCUGACGACAACAUGUUGAAGAACAUCGAGCUGUUUGACAAGCUGUCCCUGCGCUUCAAUGGGAGGGUCCUCUUCAUCAAGGACGUCAUCGGGGAUGAAAUCUGCUGCUGGUCCUUCUACGGGCAGGGCCGCAAGAUCGCAGAAGUCUGUUGCACCUCCAUCGUCUACGCCACGGAGAAGAAGCAGACCAAGGUUGAGUUUCCCGAAGCUCGGAUUUAUGAGGAGACCCUGAAUAUCUUGCUGUACGAGGCCCAGGAUGGCCGGGGACCUGACAAUGCGCUCCUGGAGGCCACAGGCGGGGCAGCCGGGCGCUCCCACCAUUUGGACGAGGAUGAGGAGCGGGAGCGGGAACGGAUCGAGCGCGUGCGACGGAUCCACAUCAAGCGCCCUGACGACCGGGCUCACCUCCACCAGUGAGCAGACAAGCACCCCAGGCCUCCCUGCGCCCUCCUCGCCUCCGCCCUCCCAGCCAGCCCCACGCAGAUCCCCACAGGCAGGCUCCGGGGGCUCCUGCUUCCAGCACGUCUGGAGUCUGCAGAUAACUUUUGUAACAAGCCAGAUGAUACUUGGUAUCUCUCCACUUUUGUAACAAGCCAGGUAAUGUUUCUCCACCAGGCAACCUGAUUGUCUUAACCAGGUGUCUCCGCCCUUACUGUUGAACAGCCUGUGUGUAAGGUCCCAACUUCCGCUGAGAAUCUGAGCCAGGCUCUCUUGGGUGAUCAUGGGAAGAGAAGAUGAGUGAGUGUGCUGUGUAGGAA